AUGAUUGGAUCACAGGAGUGGAGUGUCAACCAGGCCGCCUCCUCUUCCUCUUCCUCCUCGUCGCAACCCUUCGUCCCACCUACCUUCUCCUCGCUCCCGUCCGCCGUCUCGACAUUUGGCGCUCCAGCUCAUCUCCUGGCUCAGUACACCUCUCAACCACCCACCAAUCUCUCCCUCAAAAAACUCCUCUCCCUCAGCCCUACGACUACCACUCCACCCUCGCAGGCUCAGGUGCACGAGUCUGCUCUCUUCACCUCGCAGGAACUGCCCAUACGAAUGGCGAGACGAGUAGCAUCUUUUCGAUCCCUACCCUUCAUCGUGGGCGCUAACCCGCACAUAGGUCGCGUGGCCCGCUUGUACGCCGAGAGCUUUGAGAUUCUCGCAAAUUGGUCGGAUCGACUUCGCAAAGGAGGAGAAGGAGAGGAGGAACGCUUCGUCGAGCUGCUUCGCCAGUUGGUGGAGCGUCAUCGCGAUAAUAUUCCAGACCUUGCCCGCGGUUUCCUCGAGUGCAAAAAGUACAUGUCCCCAGCAGCACUUAGCGCCUUCCUGGACGAGGCCAUCCACUCUCGCAUCGGCAUCCGACUCAUCGCUGAACAGCAUCUGGCACUUGCGUCAAACUAUUUCAGACAAGGGGUCAGCUACCAGGCGACGGGAUACAAUCCAUCCCGCUCGUCCAUCGCCGCUUCCACCUCCAGGCUGACGGCCAUGACCAGCGCAGGUGGGACGAUUCACACCGACCUCUCGCCAUACGACGUCCUCAAGCACGUCGAGAAGGGCGUGUCGGCUCUCUGCCAGUCCACUCUUGGGCAGGCACCACAGCUGCUCAUUGAGGGUCACAUUGAUGCAACCUACGUCGGCGUGCCUGUGCACCUCGAGUACGUCCUCACCGAGCUGCUCAAGAACUCGUUCAGGGCUAAUGUGGAGCGCAGCCAGAAGCUGCGUGAGGAGGAGGUUCGACCAGUCAAGGUGACGAUUGCCAAGAGUCGCAGGCAUAUCUCGUUGAGGAUAAGGGACAGGGGCGGGGGCAUUCAUCCGAGAGACUUGGAUAGGGUAUUCAGCUACGCCUUUACUACCGCUGGCCGUGAGCCGGGCAGCGAUGAAGCCAAUUCAGUGGAUGAGGCGGGUCCCUAUUCCAUUCAAGCGACCGCCGGUGGUGGUGGAGGCUUGACAGCUCUGGGCGCUUCAGGGUUGCAGAGUAGCUUAGGCACUCUCGCGGGUCUGGGCUAUGGUUUGCCGAUGGCAAGGAUCUAUGCGACGUAUUUCGGUGGUGGGUCGGAGAUGGCUGUUGUGAGCUUGUGGGGGGAGGGAUGUGAUGCGUUUGUCAGGCUGCCGAGGGAUCCCAGAGGGGAAGGGGGAAUGCCGUGA
Jaminaea rosea is the source of this 1365-nucleotide messenger RNA. Its product is annotated as alpha-ketoacid dehydrogenase kinase. Gene Ontology annotation, cellular component: mitochondrion. The record is from RefSeq and is a predicted model, not a curated record. The transcript is spliced from 3 exons. NCBI's taxonomy places the organism in Eukaryota, Fungi, Basidiomycota, Exobasidiomycetes, Microstromatales. Gene Ontology annotation, biological process: protein phosphorylation; regulation of glucose metabolic process. Gene Ontology annotation, molecular function: pyruvate dehydrogenase (acetyl-transferring) kinase activity. Bases 1 to 1365 code for a protein of 454 amino acids.